CCUGCAGCGGGCGUGAUGAGUUCAGGUACUUCCCUCUUUUUGCCGAGACGUGGGGCGUCAACAAAAUGGAGCCGACCCUACCUGGCUGAGGGAAAUAGUGUGUUAAAUUCACCGUGAAGUUGUUUUGUUGACAUGUUUUCAUUGAGAAACGAGAGAAGACCUCGGUUGAAGAUGUUUUGGACGAUAAUGAUCGCCGCCGCUCUGGCAACAGACUUGGCCAUGGCCGUGUCGGUCAGCUCUCCUGUCAAGAGGUACGUGGUCAUCCUCUUCCAGCCUGUCACCCUCACCUGCAACUUCCAGACCACCGCCACGCAGCCUCCCGUGGUCACGUGGCGCUACAAGUCGUACUGCCGCGACCCCGUCCAGGCGGCGCUCAACCCCAGCAGCGCCGACAACAUCCUGUCGCAGAACAACCCCAACUAUGAUCCCAACAUCGAGUGCGCAGACAGCCAGCGCACGGUGCGCAUCGUGGCGUCCAAGCAAGGCAACGCCGUUACCCUCGGUGGCGAGUACCAGGGCCGCAAGAUCAGCGUCAUAAACAACGCCGACCUGAACAUUGCACAGACGGCGUGGGGAGACAGCGGCGUCUACGUGUGCUCCGUCAUAUCGUCCCAGGACCUCACUGGCAACGGAGAAGACUACACGGAGCUGAUUGUUUUGGAGAGAAAGUCAAAUGCUACUGACCUGCUGCCUGGCAUUGACUUACUGGUUAUGGAAGAUUGGCUGCUGGUGGUUGUGGUGGUGCUGGGCUUCCUGUUGCUGCUGCUGCUGAUUGGCAUCUGCUGGUGCCAGUGUUGUCCUCACACAUGCUGCUGCUACAUCAGCUGCCCCUGCUGCCCCGACCGAUGCUGCUGCCCAAGGGCGCUCUACGAAGCAGGGAAAGCUGUGAAGAAAGGCGUAGCCAACCAGUACGCUUCCACCCUCUACGCUCCCAGUAUGUACGCCCAGCCGGCGUACGCUGGCCAGCUCAUGAACCAGCCCGCCAUGCCGCUGCUUCCUCUCCCUAAAGGAGUGGGAGUCCCGCCCUCCCAUAAUGGUUAUGGUCGCGAAUACGAUGGCUCCAGCUCUGUGGGUCAGGGCUCGCAGGUGCCUUUGCUGCACGACCAAGAUGGUGGUGGCGGCGACCACACUCGGAGUGGAUAUCGCAUCCAGGUGGACCCUGACGGGACCGCCACCCGCGCUAUCUAUUACAUGGAGCGAGAACUCGCCAACCUGGACCCAGCCAGACCUGCUAACUACAAUCGCUUGGACAACGUGAGCGAGGUCACGUCGCUGCACGACAGCGUUGACCCGCGAGGCCGUGGUGGUCGCUCCCAGCCGCCGCCGCUAGCCACCGUCUACGACGAGGACGAAGCCAUGAGCACCAUCAGCAGCGUGUCGCAGCACGUCCACCGCCGUGACGACCCCCCGCGCCGGGGCUACAUGGGGGAACGUGUGCGCGCCCGCUCCAUGGACAACCUGGAUGACAUUGGACGCCGCUACGGGCGUGACGACUAUCCGCCUCACCGCCGCCCAGAUGAGCCCAGAGGAAGGCGAGGCUCCGAUGACGGGUGGAGCAGCAGUGGCCACACCGGCUACGACCGAAACUUUGAUGACCGCAGACGCCGUGACUAUUCCCCUGAUGACCGGCGAAGAGGAGGAGGGGGAGGAUACGGUGCCCUGCCAGGGAGGCGCAGCCGCAGUCGUGAUGACCUGAUGGACCUGGAGAGGGAGCGUCGGCCGGGCGGCGGACGCGAUAGGCGAGACGACUACGACGACAGCUUCCUGCGAGAGGCCAUGGAGAGGAAGAGGCUCGGCGAGCAGCAGAGGGCCCGCAGCCGCGACCGACUGGACAGCGAGGAGGCGGGCAGGGUACCGCGCGGACCCCCGCCCCUACCUCUCAACCCCCCCUCCGGACCCAGUAGUCACUUGCAGCCUCUGCCGCCGCCGUACAGUGACGAUGAGAGCGUGACAUCGUCGAAGAAAAGCAACCUGCGCAAGAAUGGAGCCGUCAGCCGCGAGAGCCUUGUGGUGUAAAGCCGACCACAACGGGACGCACUGCUGCAACUCGGUACCCCCCCACCAAAAAAAGCUAAAUAUUAAGAUUGUACAGUUUUUCAAAUAUCCUCCUAAUUUGUUGUGCUGAUUUUUUAAACUCUUCAUUUAAUUACAAUUGAAUCCAAACAUGUAAGUCGUGUGUGCGUGCGUGUGUGCGUGCGUGCGUGCGUGCGAGCGAGUGUGUGUUGCAAAUGUUUUUGUGCAUUUGUAUGUAUCAAACAUUGUGGCUGCCACAAGUGCCUUCAGACUGUACAGAACAUGAUGUGUAGAUGUUUUACUUUCACUUAUGUAGUAGAUGAUGUACAAGUAUGGGGGUGUGGGGGGGUCAGAGGGUGUACUUUGUGUGAGUGUGUUUAGUAACAGAAAACUUUGCUACUUUUUACAUCAUUUUUUUUUUUUUUUUUACCAAUGUUAACAAUGUAUUGCACAGCCGACAAGAUGCCGACAAGAUGACGCAACUAUGAAAACGUCUGUGGUGACAUUAUCAACUUUUACAAUAAAGCUCUACCCUGCUUGG
This is a messenger RNA of Dunckerocampus dactyliophorus (ringed pipefish), 2554 nucleotides long. It is a transcript of the gene lsr, whose product is annotated as lipolysis stimulated lipoprotein receptor. Bases 133 to 2016 code for a protein of 627 amino acids. The record is from RefSeq and is a predicted model, not a curated record. The transcript has 11 exons. Gene Ontology annotation, biological process: tricellular tight junction assembly; establishment of blood-brain barrier. Gene Ontology annotation, cellular component: plasma membrane; tricellular tight junction. Lineage: Eukaryota; Metazoa; Chordata; Actinopteri; Syngnathiformes; Syngnathidae.